CAAUACUAACUCCAAGAGCUCACAAUCAGCAACAACACUUCUACCGAGUCCUUUAUCUCUCUUCCCUUCAUCACAGCAAUCAUGAGCCCUAGCAUUCCAUCCAUCACCAGCUGCAGCACUAGCAUGUUUGUGGAACCAUCGAAACCAGUUUCGUCCCACAUCAACACUAGUCCCAUGGAGAUGAUUGCCGAUCUGAACAACAUGGGAGUCGAACUUGUUGACUCCUCCCAACUCCAUGAAGCCACUCAAUUCUUUCGAAGAGCAUUAUCCAAGGCAAACGAAAUGGCUUUCUUUGCUGGCUCUUCGGCUCGGUCUCCCAUUGGCGAGAACUCGGACGCUUCCAAGAACCUUUACAUCUACCAACGGGGAGAAUACGACGAAGGCAUGCACACCUUCUCCCAACCCAUCAUGAUCGACGCCGAACUUGCAUCCAUCCACACCAGCGUUGCUACCAUCCUCUACAAUUUGGGCCAAGUCGCCAUCCGCACAAACAACAACCAAGAAGCCUCCACAUCCUUCCUCCGCGCUCUUCAGAUCUUCCAGUGUGGCUCUGACUGCUGUGCCAACAGCAUGAAGGCUCUUAGCCACGCUGGAGGUGUCACUGUCGUCGCCAUCUUGUCCAAUAUCGGAAAUGUCCUCUACCGAGCUGGUCGCUUUGAAGAGGCCAUUCAGACUUUCCAAAAGGCACUCGAAGUCAGCACUUCCGCCGCUGCCGCUUGCACUCACCAAAUGCUCGAAGUUUCCGCCACUUUGAACUCCCUCGGAGUCCUCUUCUUCCACUUGCCCAAAGCCGACACCGAAAAGGCACUGGCUUACUACAAAGAAUCCCUCCGAAUUCGUCGCAAUGUCCUCGGACAAGAUGCCGCCACCAAGGAGGUCGCCACAACAAUGAACAACAUUGGCCGCAUCCACUACAUGAAGGGCGAUCUUGAUCAGGCUCUCUGCAUCUACUCGGAGGCUUUGACCAUGCGCCGUCAGCUCUUUGGUGAUGAUCACCUCGACAUUGCUGCCGUCUGCUACAACAUGGGCCAAACCCUCCACCAAAAGGGUAGGUUGGAUGACGCCAUGGAACUCUACAGCGGAUUCUUGAAGAUUGCCCGCAAACGCCUUGGGUGCAACCACCGCGAUGUCGCCAUCAUGCUCAAGUGCAUUGCGCAGAUCCACCACGAACGCUCCGAAUUCGAACAGGCUUGCAAAUUGUACCGUGAAGCCUUGCAGGUCGGAGAAGCAGCAUUGGGAAUGAACCACCCAGAGAUCGCCUCCACACUCAACAAGCUCGGAAACCUUCUCUACGAAAGCGGAGACACCGAGGGUGCCAUUCGUGUCUACAAGGAGGGAUUGAAGGUGGAACGGGCUGUCUUGAGCUCCUGCCAUCCCAACAUUGUUGUCACUUUGACCAACAUUGGACAGAUCCACAAGCUCCGUGGCGAGUAUCACGAUGCCCUUCGUGUCUACAAGGAGGCCGUCCAGAUCCAACAACGCAACCGCGAAAGUUCCACCACGGACAUUGCUGCCACACUCUCUGCCAUUGCCUUGAUCCACUACCAGACACACAGCUAUUCCAAGGCCUUGGAAGUCUACCAAGAGGCUCUUCGUAUCCGCCGCGAUGCCUACGGUGAUGAAAACUUGGAAGUGGCAUCCACACUCAACUCUUUGGGACUUGUCCUAUUCAAGAUGAGCCUCUACGACUAUGCUCUCGAGAGCUUCCAUGAAAGCUUGCGCAUCCGCCACAAGCUUUUGGGACGGGACCACAGAGAUUGCUCUGUUAUUACCUACAACAUUGCCACCAUCCACUUGGAUCAAGGUAAUGACGAUGAAGCCAUGCCCUACUACCGCGAAACUCUUCGCGUCGAGCGGGCUGCCUUGGGCCACGACCAUGCCGAUGUCAUCCUCACAAUUGAACACGUUGGCCGAGUGCACCAACAACGAGGAGAACUCAACGAUGCUGUCCGCCACUUCAAGGAAGCUCUUGAGCUCAAAAUGGCCAAGGAGCAAAAGGAUCACGCAUCCAUUGCACAAACCUUCAAUGAUCUCGGCAAUGUGUACUUGCAAAUGGGCCGGGCCAAUGAGAUGGUGGAAGCCUUCUCUCAUGCCACUCGCCACCUCAAGCAAGUGGGACAAAGCGAAAACGAGCUGGUCAUUACCGGCUUCAACUUUUACGGGCUCAGCAAGUUGCACCCCGAAGCCGCAGCCACUGCCUAAACAAAAACUAUCUGUUGAAUAACUAUUAAUACCAAAGAUGCUACUAGCCAAAUAAUUCCAUGCA
Molecule: messenger RNA, 2266 nt
Organism: Seminavis robusta
Lineage: Eukaryota; Bacillariophyta; Bacillariophyceae; Naviculales; Naviculaceae
Source: the annotation of a GenBank genome assembly